AUGGGUUUCUUCAGGAAAGAACUCCUGUAUGUUUUAAUCUUGGUAUGUGGAUCCACAUUUGUUGGUCAGUCUCUUGGUUACUAUUCUCCAGCAGGUCCUCAAAUUGUUCCAGAUCUUGGUUGGAAAGAUAGUACUGGUACAUGGUUCAGUACUCUAAGCUCACUUACAGCCAUUAUUGGUGGUCCAAUUACAAAUAUCAUUGUACCAAAACUCGGAAGAAAGCUUCCAUGUUUCAUUUUCUCAUGCAUUGCAUUAGUUACUUGGAUCUUGAUUGGUAUCACAAAGAGAAGUUUCUCAUGGUUAGCUUUUGUUGCCAGAUUCAUUCAAGGCAUUUGCGUCGGUGGCUUAUCAACAAUUUGCUCAAUGUAUAUUGUCGAAAUUUCUCCACCAGAAAACAGAGGACAGUAUGGCCCACUCCACCAGUUCGGUGUUACUCUUGGUAUGGCAUACUGCUAUUUGCUUGGUAUUUGGUGCGGAUGGCGUUUAGUUACUUUCCUCUGCAUGGUUUUCACAGUUCUCCUCUGCUGCCUUAUCUGGUUUGUCCCAGAGAGUCCCGUCGUUUUGGCGCUUAAGCAUCAGGAAGUCGCCAACAUCAAGAAAGAAAGUUUAUUCCAAAAGAAAAACACACCUUCCAUCAUUGCCGCAUUCUUCUUCAUGUUCUUCCAGCAGUUCUCUGGUAUCAACGCUUUGGAUACAAACCUUGAAAUAAUCUUUGAAAAUGCAAAAGUUGACCUUAAUCCAAGUGUCUGCGCACUUUUAGUCGGUUUAUCACAAUGCAUAUCCACAGCUAGCGUUACUUACGUCGUUGGUAAAUUCGGAAGAAGAAUUCCAUUCGUCAUUUCAGGUUUUGGCCAAGGUGUUACACUUUUACUUACAUGGGCUGCUGGUGUAUGGAAUCUCAGCUCAAUCAUUCCAAUUGUUGCCAUCUUCCUCGAUUUCUUCUUCUUCGGUCUUGGUCAUGGUCCAAUUCCAUGGUUCAUUUGCCCUGAAUUGUUCGAAGAUAGUGUCAGAUCAUUCGCUAUUUCCCUUUCUACAGGUCUUAACUGGCUCUUCGUUUGCAUCGUCAUUUUAAUUUGGCCACAGAUGGAGAAAGGAAUCGGCGCAAGCUGGGGCUUCUUCAUUUUCGCUUGGAUCUGUGUUGCUGCUGGUGUUUGGGGUAUCUGGUGGAUGCCUGACACUCAACAGCCAGAAAAUGAUGACACACAACAUAUUGACAACCAUUCUGAGGAAGAAAACAAGAAGGAAGCUCCUCAACCAGAUAUUUCCGAAUUGUAA
Messenger RNA from Trichomonas vaginalis G3, 1275 nucleotides. Its product is annotated as major facilitator superfamily transporter. Gene Ontology annotation, biological process: transmembrane transport. The record is from RefSeq and is a predicted model, not a curated record. Lineage: Eukaryota; Parabasalia; Trichomonadida; Trichomonadidae. The coding region runs from base 1 to 1275 and encodes 424 amino acids. The transcript has a single exon. Gene Ontology annotation, cellular component: membrane. Gene Ontology annotation, molecular function: transmembrane transporter activity.